AUGUUGAGAUACAAUAAGCUAUCCUUAAUUCACAAACUCGGUCGUAGACUCUUACACAACAAAGACUUCAUUCAAGGUCCCUAUGAUAAAACUAUCCAAAAUUUAUUGUUGCCAAGGGAUACAAAGGUCAUCUUCCAAGGUUUCACCGGGAAGCAAGGCUCAUUCCAUGCUCAAUUAUCAAUGGAGUACGGUACUAACGUUGUUGGUGGAACAAAUCCUAAAAAGGCAGGUCAGUUACACUUAAAUAAGCCUGUAUUUGCUACCGUUAAAGAAGCAAUGAAGGAAACCGGGGCUACUACCACAGGGAUCUUUAUCCCACCCCCUCUAGCUGCUUCUGCCAUUAAAGAAGCUAUUGAAGCAGAGAUCCCAUUAGCUGUUUGUAUCACUGAGGGGAUCCCACAACAUGACAUGUUAUACAUCAGUGAAAUGUUGAAAACACAGGAUAAGACCAGACUGGUCGGACCAAAUUGUCCAGGGAUAAUUAACCCCUCGACUAAUGUCAGAAUUGGGAUCCAACCUUACAAGAUCUUCAAGAGUGGUAAGAUCGGAAUUGUUUCCAGAUCAGGGACAUUGACAUAUGAAGCCGUGCAACAAACUACUAACUGUGGAUUAGGUCAAUCUUUGGUCAUUGGGAUGGGUGGUGACGCCUUCCCAGGUACCAAUUUCAUUGAUGCUUUGAAAUUGUUUUUGGAUCACCCUGAAACUGAGGGUAUCAUUAUGUUAGGUGAAAUAGGUGGUAAAGCAGAAGUUGAAGCAGCCCAAUUUUUGAAAGAAUAUAAUUAUUCAAGACCUAACCCCUUGCCUGUCGCCUCCUUUAUCGCUGGUAACGUGGCUGGCCAAAUGAAAGGUGUUAGAAUGGGGCAUUCUGGUGCUAUCGUGGAAGGUUCUGGGACUGAUGCUACAUCGAAGAAAGAGGCAUUGAGAGCUGUAGGGGUUAACGUGGUUGAGUCUCCAGGUUUCUUAGGACAGGCCCUAAUUGAUGAAUUUAAUAAAUUGAAAAAAUAA
Messenger RNA from Arxiozyma heterogenica, 1005 nucleotides. It is a transcript of the gene LSC1, whose product is annotated as succinate--CoA ligase (GDP-forming) subunit alpha. The record is from RefSeq and is a predicted model, not a curated record. Gene Ontology annotation, biological process: tricarboxylic acid cycle. The transcript has a single exon. Gene Ontology annotation, molecular function: succinate-CoA ligase (GDP-forming) activity; succinate-CoA ligase (ADP-forming) activity. NCBI's taxonomy places the organism in Eukaryota, Fungi, Ascomycota, Saccharomycetes, Saccharomycetales, Saccharomycetaceae. Gene Ontology annotation, cellular component: succinate-CoA ligase complex (ADP-forming); mitochondrion. Bases 1 to 1005 code for a protein of 334 amino acids.